Rubroshorea leprosula is the source of this 1638-nucleotide messenger RNA. The record is from the annotation of a GenBank genome assembly. NCBI's taxonomy places the organism in Eukaryota, Viridiplantae, Streptophyta, Magnoliopsida, Malvales, Dipterocarpaceae.
CAAUCACAAAGAAGAAAAGAAGAUCCCACCCACGCCCAUCCCACUCAGAUGCUCACCCCCUCUUAACACCCAAAUUCUCCAAAAGUUCUCUCUUUCAUAAUUUUCCUGAGAAAAUUUCUUUGAAAACAACAUGGGUUUCGUUUUAAAUUAAAGAUUUUGUUUUUCUGAAACAGCCUGUAGUUGGAAAUUAUGGAGUCUCAGAGCAGUAAAAGUAGCAGUACUACCCCUACUACCAGCACUGACCACCGCCACCACCAGGCCCGCCAGAAACAAGAAGCAGCAGCAGCUUCGCUACAGUUAGUUGCUCUGGAUAGUCAACCACCAACCGCCGUUAGUGGUGGCGCACAUGGGUCCUCGUCUCCGGCCCCAGCUCAUGUCCCAUUCAUGGGCUCCAUCCCCAACCAAACUGGGGCUCCUCAUCAUUCUUCCGCCACUUCCACUACUCCUACUUCUUCUACUGUCAUCACAAACAAACCCAAUAAAAGACCCACUAAAGACCGCCACACCAAGGUCGAUGGCCGUGGCCGUCGCAUCCGUAUGCCCGCCGUCUGUGCUGCCAGGGUUUUUCAGCUUACUCGGGAAUUGGGUCACAAAUCCGAUGGAGAAACUAUAGAGUGGCUUUUACAACAAGCGGAGCCUUCCAUCAUCGCUGUCACCGGAACCGGAACUAUUCCAGCCAAUUUCUCGAGCCUUAACGUCUCUCUCCGUGGCAGCGGGUCUACAAUUUCGACACCGGCGUCGAAAUCAGCUCCCGUCUCCUUUCACAGCGCUUUGGGUUUUUAUAACAGUAAUGGGGAUGAUCAGAACCGGAGAUUCAGCGGCAACACGGCCGCCAUGUUGGGGUUCCACCAUCAGCUUUACCCUCAGAUCUUGAACGACGGUUCUAUGAGAAGCUCCGAUGAGAAUUUCGCUACGAAACCAUUCAGAGAAGAUCUUUUCAAGGAGUCCUCACAGCAGACCGCCGAAACUAGCGGCGUAAAUGCUGAUUCUACUAAACCGGGAAGAACCGGAAUGCAGGACCACCAAGAACCCGGUUCGGUUCGUACAGCAGCAGCCAACGUCAUGCCAGCUCCCGCUAUGUGGGCAGUUGCACAGGCCACCACCAACGGUGGCAAUGCAUUUUGGAUGCUCCCAGUAGGCGGCGGUGCACCCACUUCAAACGCCAUGCCAGAAGCCCAGAUGUGGACGUUCCCAGCUCACUACUCGGGUGGUGGCGGCCGGGUUAGCCCUGUUCAGCUCGGUUCAAUGAUAAUACAACCACAAAUGGGAGGUCAACAGCUGGGGUUAAGCGUCACGGCAGAGAAUAACAUGGCGGUUCUGGCCCCCGGCGGCGGCGUAAAUGCAUACGGUGGCAGUUCUAGAGUUGGUUUAGGGAUGAAUUUGGAGCAGCAGCAGCAUCAAGAAAGCCAUACUCAAGGCAGUGAAAGUGGAGAUGAUGAAAACCCUAAUGCAGAUUCUCAAUGAUAAUUAAAAUUUCAAUUUAUAUUUAUUUUCUCUUGUAUAUUUCCUUUUGUUGCCUUUUUUAUUCUGGGGUUUGUUGUUUGUAGCAGAAAAUGCAGAAAUGAGAUUCAUUCGCAGUUGAGUCUGUUACAAUUUUUUUUUUUCAACAAAGGACGGUGAUAAAAUCACUGAAAAUUA